Talaromyces proteolyticus is the source of this 1888-nucleotide messenger RNA. Its product is annotated as FAD binding domain protein. The record is from RefSeq and is a predicted model, not a curated record. The coding region runs from base 88 to 1842 and encodes 584 amino acids. Lineage: Eukaryota; Fungi; Ascomycota; Eurotiomycetes; Eurotiales; Trichocomaceae. The transcript has 9 exons. Gene Ontology annotation, molecular function: FAD binding.
CUAGUUGUGAUUAUACGCAAGUGUCGCGACUUUCAGUAAACUAGUCAAAACAUCAAUGUAGGCGGUCCUAGGCCAUAUACCAUCAAGAUGACCAAGAAAGAGUCUGCAGUGGAUGUAUUGAUUAUAGGGGCGGGCCCGGCAGGCCUAAUAGCCGCCUUGUGGAUGGCAAAAUGUGGCAUCACUACUCGCCUUGUCGAGCAACGGCCGUAUAAGCUUCGGGUUGGUGGUGCAGACGGGAUUCAUCCGCGCUCAAUGGAGAUGUUCGAGAGUUUUGACCUCGAUCAGGAGAUCACGCAGCUAUGGGAACCCAUCACGGGGUGGGCGCUUUGGUGUCGAAGCACUGAGGGAAGUUUUGCCAGAUCCGGCCGGAUGGAUAAUCCCACACCAGUGCGCUGCAGAUGGGGUCCGGGGCUUCUACAACAGGGCAUAGUUGAACGGAUGAUCAAACAGCGUAUCUUAGAGCAACCUUUUGUUCGCAUCGAGUAUGAAACUGCGCCUAUCUCCUUUGUUAUCAAGGAAGAUGCGCUAGGUGAUCCGGACAGCCAUCCCUGUGUGCUUACUUUACGCCAUGAUGACAGUUCCGGGGUAUCAGAGGAAUUUGUCCAUGCGAAAUAUGUCAUCGGGGCCGACGGAGCACGCUCGUGGAUCAGGAAGCAAUUGGGAUUCAAAAUGGAGGGGACCCGGACUCAAUCCGUCUGGGCAGUAACGGAUCUUCUAGUUGUUUCCGACUUUCCGGACAUCCGGUUAUGCACUACAAUCAAUAGCUACGGCGAAGGAGGACUCUUCUUCCUCCGGCGAGAGCGCGGCCUGACCCGAUUCUAUGUUCAGCUGAAUCGUGCCGAUCAGGAGGAGUUCCCUGCUACUUUAAUUACGCAAGAACUCAUCAUUGAAAGACUACAGAGACUAUUAAGGCCUUAUACAUUGACUGUCAAGGGUUGUGAAUGGUGGUCAAGCUAUACAGUAGCCCACUAUCUCAGUGAUGGGAUGACCAAGUACGAUCGCGUCUUCCUUGUCGGCGAUGCUGUGCACAACCACUCACCCUUGGUUGGUCUCGGCAUGAACAUCAGCAUGCAAGACUCAUACAACCUUGGAUGGAAACUUGCUGGAGUGCUUAAAAAAGAAUUGAACCCCAGUAUCUUAUCAACCUACGAGACAGAGCGGCACCCCGUUGCAGCAGAGCUGAUUGAGACGGAUCGCUUUCAUUUACAGCUCUUUGAUACGGUCACCGCGACAGGCUCGGAACCGGCCUGGAUGCAGGAGCGUGAGGAGGCUAUGCAGCCUUCCAUGCAAGGGUUCGCUGUCCACUACCAAGACCCGCUCCUUACCGCUGCUACGGAUAAAAAACGGAGCCCUGACGCCAUGAUAGUCCCGGGCAAGCGGUUCCCACAGCUGAACGUGGCGAAUCAUGCCACGGGGAAAAUCUAUUCGAUACAGUCACUUCUCAAAAGCGAAGGAAGGUUUCACGUCGUUAUUUUUGCAGGAGACCUCUCCCAACCACAGGAGCUGAAUAGGUUCAAUACCUUUGGCACUUUGCUAAAGCAAAUCGAGGAACAGAUAGUAGGAGGAUUCAAUGUGAUUGCCGUACACCAGGCCUGCAAGACAGCGAUCGAGCUUGCCAGCUUGGCGGACAUUUUCUUCCCUGUUGGUGAGACAACGGGAUGGGACUACAACAGGGUCUAUUGCGACAUGGAGACAAGCUAUGAGGAGGCUGGGAUCAGCGAACGUGGAGUGGUGGUGCUGGUUCGCCCAGACCAGUAUGUGGGAUGGAGUGGAGAGCUGGAGGAUACUCAGGAACUGACACGCUAUUUACGGCCGAUUUUUGCGACGGAAACGCACGGAUAGCCCUCUCAAAUUUGCGUCGAGCUGGGCAAGAAAAUACUGGAGUUUU